UCCUGUCGUGACACCUUGAUCACGAUUUGUAUGACUGUGGCCACUGCAUCAGCAAUAAAGCUCACCCAAUGCUUCCCGUGCCUCUGGACAGGUCCAUGCCCCCAAAGCCCAAACUGAGGCGCAGGGGGUGUCUGGGAAUGGACUCAGCAAUCUCAGCCAGGGGCAACUCUUCCCCCUCCCACACCCAUAGCGCUCCCUGAACUGGGCACCUUGGGACCACCUGGACAACCCAGCCUGGGUGUCUCUAGUCACCCACCCAGAACCCCUGCAAAUGGGGCACCCAGGACUCCCCGAAUGGGACAGCCACACCCCCGAAAAUGAGGCACCCUGCUGCUACUGGACACAGACAACCAGGCACCCAGAGCGAUGCAGACUCCCCAAAACUCUGGAGUCAUGAAGAAUUGGACACCCCAGCACCACCUCAUAAUCAUCUAAAACCCAUUGAGUGCACCCAGAACUGGGAAUCCUGGGGCUGCCCCAGGGUCACCCCGAACUCCAAGGUAAUCCGGAGCUGGGUGCCUCAGGGUCACCCUAAAACUCCGGGGUGACCUCAAAACUGAGCGCCCCAAACCCCCGGGGUCACCCAGAACUGCUCUUCCCCCUGACACCACGGGGCCAGGGCCGUUUUGGGGAUGCAGCAGCACACGGGCCUCCCCUGGGAGGCUCCCCCUGUUCCGGGACACCCACGUGCGUGGCUGAGAGGCGGCCCCCGGUACAGGUGAAACGCCGUUUUGGGGAGCAUUUCUGCAGCCGCGCAGAGCCGUGGCCCCAGCGGGAGGAGCAGUAUCCGCACCACGGCGUUCUCAUGCCGCUUGCCCCCGCACUCCUGCCCCUUGGGGCGGUCCCUGCUAAUGCGGGCACCGCGGGGCCAUUGGGACAUCCCACACCGAGCAUCCGGCCGGCCCCGCGGUGAGAGCACUAGGGGCAUCGCCCGAACACCGACGGUGUCACCUAGACCCACGGGGGGCCGGGGCGGGCCGGGGCAGUGCAGCUCCCGACGGGGAGGAAGCGGGGCCGCAGGGGGCGCCGUUAACGAACCGGAGACGCUGCUGUGCGCGGCGGGGCCGGCAGGGGGCGCCGUUAACAAACCGGAGGCGCUGCUGUGCGCGGCGGGGCCGGCAGGGGGCGCCGUUAACGCACCGGGGCCGCCGUUAACGAACCGGGGGCGGAGCGGCGCGCGCCGGGGCCGGCAGGGGGCACGGUGCAGCCCCGGCCCCGGCCGGUCCGUCCCGGAUCCGGCAGCGGCAGCGCCCGACGGGGGCUGUUGGGGGUGUCCGGCUCCGCUGCCUCCGCUCGGUACCGGGGAAGCGGCGCAGAGCACACGGCUUCGGCGAUGGACGGCGGGGCGGCGGCAUGAGGCGGCGGAGGCGGCGGGGAGCAUGGCGGCGGCGGGCGGCGGCGGGGCGCGGCGGGGGCUGCUGAAGCGGAAACCGAACUUCACGCUGCAGGAGCUGGAGGUGCUGAUGAGCGAAGUGCUCCGGUACGAGCCGCUGCUGUUCGGCGCCGCCGCCGGUACCGUGAACGCGUACGAGAAGCAGAAGAUCUGGUGGCGGAUCACGCACAAGGUGAACGCCGCCGGCCGCCACCAGCGCGACAUCGGCGAGGUGAAGAACCGCUGGCGGGGGCUACGCCGCCGCGCCGGGGACAAGAUCAGCCGGCACCGGCUGGAGCGGCAGGGCCCGGCCGGCAGGGCCGCCGCCAGGAACGGGAACACCGGGAAUAACGGGAGCAACGGGAACGGCGCGGCCGAGCCCGGCCCGGGGCCCGCCCCCGCCCCCGUCUGGGGUCCUCGCGGCGCCGCCGGAACCGAGCCUCCGAUGCGCAGCGCCGAGGGCUCGGCACAGCACGGUGAAUGUGUCAAGGAGGAGCCAGUGAAGGAGGAGCCUGUGGAGGUGAAGACUGAGCCCUUCCACGGCCCUGCUGCCGACGGCGUUCCCGGCCGCGGCUCAGACUGUCGGCUGCCCCGCACCGGCAUCUGCCCGCCCGACGAGCUGGGCGAGGGCUGGAGCCGGAGCCCCCCGCGCUCCGCACCCUCCGAACUCUCGCUCGGCGACCUACGCGGGCAGCAGGAGCCGCUGGGCUCCGACUUCCCGAGUCUGCUAUUGGAGCAGGAGGCCGAGCAGCUCUGCGGCGCGGGAGAGGCGGGGCCCCCCGGGGCGGCGGGGCUGGACGGGACCCCCGAGUGCCCCCAGCUCAGCCUCGUGCAGUCCCAUGAGCGGCUGGUGCAGGAGAUGCGGGCGUUCCGCCGGGAAUACGCCGAGAGCCGUCGGGAGACCACGGCGGUGCUGCGCGGCAUCGCCCAGGCGCUGGGCGUGCUCAGUCGCAGCCUGGCCGAAAUCCGUGACCUCUACCUCCGGGAGCGGGGGGUCCCCAAAUCCUGAGCCUCCCACGCAGCUGGCUGUGUACACACACCCCUACCCCUCCCCCCAGAACCAACGUCGCUGCUUUUAUUAUUUUUUUUUAUUAUUUCUUUUCCUGUCCAUCCCACUUCAAUAAAACUCGGAGCUGCACCCCCACGGCUCCCCCCA
Molecule: messenger RNA, 2528 nt
Organism: Passer montanus (Eurasian tree sparrow)
Lineage: Eukaryota; Metazoa; Chordata; Aves; Passeriformes; Passeridae
Product: collagen alpha-1(I) chain-like
Exons: 2
Coding region: 852-2381 (509 amino acids)
Cellular component (GO): nucleus
Source: RefSeq, a predicted model, not a curated record